GAAAACGAAGAAAAUACAACUAGUGAAAAUGUAAACAAUGAAAAGUGAGAUGCCAACUGGAAAAGUGAAUUGAUUCGUUUGCAACUGCAAGAACGUAGCAUAUUUUUCGGGGCACAAUAAUUCAAUUACAGGAGGCAACGCACGGUGCAAAAGUCAAAACUCAAACUCAAACUCAAACUCUAAGGAGCGUGAGGAGGUGUCCUUUCUGUGACGGUGCCACGCCCACCUGCGCCAAAGUAGAAGAAGAAGCAGCAGCUGAAUAAGACGAAGAAGGCGGGUGGCGCUAAGUAGCAGGCCUCACAAGGACGAAGCCGAGAGCUCGUGGUAUAACCACAAGAGGUUGCAGACGGGUGAAAAGCGCGAGCAAGAAGCCCAAAGAAGGUGCAGCCAGAAUUAACACAAAGCGCUGAAACAAGUUCCUUGGCACAUCCCAGAAAGCCACUCAAGGAUGUCGUCACACUGGCUUAUUGUCCUGGGAGUCCUCUGUCUCCUUGCAGGAAGCAGCGAGGGCGCCUCGAAGCGCUUCUUUACGGACUUCCUGCAGGACUUACCGACGCCCGGAACUGGAGGACCAACAUUCGACACGACCAUCGGUACCAACAUCACCGGUCUCGUCGGCAAGACGGUUCGCCUGACCUGCCGCGUCAAGAAUUUGGGCAAUCGCACGGUGUCUUGGGUGCGGCAUAGGGACAUACACCUGCUGACGGUGGGUCGCUAUACGUACACCUCUGACCAGCGCUUCGAGGCUAUGCAUUCGCCCCAUGCCGAGGAUUGGACUUUAAGGAUCCGCUAUGCACAGCGCAAGGACUCUGGCAUCUAUGAAUGUCAGAUAUCGACUACACCCCCCAUUGGACACUCUGUCUAUCUCAACAUUGUGGAACCCGUCACCGAAAUCGUUGGCGGCGGCGAGCUGCACAUUAACCGUGGUUCCACCAUCAAUCUCACCUGCAUUGUGAAAUUUGCCCCAGAGCCACCGCCCACCGUCAUUUGGUCCCACGAGCGACAGAUCAUAAAUUUCGAUUCACCUCGCGGCGGCAUAUCAUUAGUCACCGAGAAAGGUGUGCUGACCACCAGCCGGCUCCUGGUGCAGAAGGCCAUCGCCCAGGACUCGGGUGUCUACACAUGCACCCCAUCCAAUGCCAAUCCUGCCACGGUGCGCGUGCACAUCGUCGAUGGUGAGCAUCCGGCGGCCAUGCACACCGGCAAUACAGAGCCCACCGGCAAGGCAGGUGCUCUCCAGCCCUCGGCCUGGCUCUCGCUGGCAUUGCUCUCGAGCGGCACAGUGCUGCUCCUUCAGAUGACCGCCAGAUGCAGUGCAGCCGCCCAUCACACAUCCUGCACACGCGAAAAGGACACGGAAACGGAAACGGAAACCACAGCAGGACGAGCAGGCAAUCGAAAUCAGGAGUUCCUUCGACCUGAAAAGAAUGACGUGGCCAUUGGAAUUGGAAUGCAACUGAAUAAACAGGAAGCGAGAUUCGAUACAAUAAUUACCCUAAUUAAGCAAGGAAGGAAGUAAACAAUGACGUGUCCUCUACUGGGUGCAACAAAUUGGCGAACCCCUAGAGGAAACUUAUGCAAUCGAUGGCUGACUAUCGAUUGCGCGACGGGGCUUUGCAUAAUUUUAUUGGUGCUACAAUGGGGGGCAAACAAUUAAAAGGCAAACAAAAUAUUGCCCCCCAGC
This is a messenger RNA of Drosophila serrata, 1684 nucleotides long. It is a transcript of the gene dpr8, whose product is annotated as defective proboscis extension response 8. Gene Ontology annotation, biological process: synapse organization. Gene Ontology annotation, cellular component: neuron projection membrane. The record is from RefSeq and is a predicted model, not a curated record. Lineage: Eukaryota; Metazoa; Arthropoda; Insecta; Diptera; Drosophilidae.